AGCGAACUGAAAGAAAGCUUUCUCGUUUUCAGUCAGUGUCGAUCAUUCCCACUUCUAAACCCUAAACCCAGCCGCCGCCAUGGCCGCCGCCGUCCGCCUCUUCCUGCGCCGCCGCCUCGCCACGGCCACCGCCACGCCUCCGACCCCAGCCUCCAUCCUCAACCCUUCCUCCCCGACCACCCCGCUCACCUCGCGGCAGAAGACCCGCCUCGCCAUCUCCCUCCUCAAGUCCUCCCCGCCGCCGCCCCACGACCAGAUCCUCUCCAUCUGCCGCGCCGCCGCACUCUCCCCGAAGACCCACCUCGACCGUGUUGCUCUCUCCCUCGCCACCUCGAGGCUCUCCACCGCCCCGGACUCCCUCCGAGACCUCACGUCCUCUCUUCUCAUCCCCCACCACGCGCACCACGCCAUCGUGCUCUUUGGCCAGGCCGGCCUCCUCCCCGACGCCAUCUCCACCUUCCAGUCGUCCCCCUCCACCCGCUCCCUCAACGCCCUCCUCUUCGCCUGCAUCGUCGCCGGCAACCAUGCCGAGGCCGCUCGCAUCUUCCAGACCUUCCCCGACGCCCACCGCGUCAAGCCCAACGCCGAGACAUUCAACUCCAUUAUAAAAUCCUUCUCUGAGUCCGGCACCACAAGGUCCUUCUACUCGGUGUUCGAUGAAAUGUGCAAGGAGGGCGUGAAGCCCACCGCCACCACAUUUACUGCCGCGAUUGCUGGGUUUUACAAGGAGGAGCGCUUUGAUGAUGUAGAGAAGGUGAUUAAGCUCAUGAAGAAGCACGGUUGUGGUGAGUCACUGCAAGUGUUCAAUUCAAGGGUUCAGGGGCUGUGCAAGCUUGGCCGGAAUGGUGAUGCCAAGGCAUUACUGAGUGAGAUGGCCAAGAAAGGGACGAAGCCAAACUGGGUUACUUAUAACCAUUUGAUUUAUGGAUUCUGCAAGGAAGGGGAUUUGGAGGAAGCGAAGCGGCUGUACAAGGAGAUGGGAAAGAAGGGGCUUGUUGGGGAUAGUGGCUUCUAUUUUACUGUCAUUUUUCACCUUUGCAAGGCUGGCGAUUUUGAUACCGCCCUUGGUGUAUACAAUGAGAUAAUACCUAGGAACUGGGUACCCUGCUUCUCGACCAUGAAGAUGCUUGUGAAUGGGCUUGCUGGGAGCUCGAGAAUCGACGAGGCAAAAGGGAUCAUUGAGAAGAUGAAGGAGAAAUUUCCGGAUAGGGAUGAAGGGUGGAAGGAGGUAGAGGAGGCAUUGCCUCAAUAGAAUAACCACUCACAGAUGAAAACCCGCUGCUCAGUGAUUCAAAUUCAAGUUUGUCGCUGAACGACCCUUCUCAAAUUGUUUGUUGCCGGGUGCCAAAAACGUGGUUAGCAGUUGGGAACUGCACCAAUAUUUGAUGGACUGUUCUAAGCACAUGGAGCUUUGUUUAAGAUGUAAUUUUGCUAUUAGAAUAUGCUAGUCCCAGUUGCUGUUAUAAAAUAUCUCCCGUCAAAGAAUUGUUGAGGCGGGGUGAAAAUACCAUGACUUUGAGGUAAGGCACUGUUCGAUAUUUUUUGGA
Molecule: messenger RNA, 1547 nt
Organism: Aegilops tauschii subsp. strangulata
Lineage: Eukaryota; Viridiplantae; Streptophyta; Magnoliopsida; Poales; Poaceae
Product: pentatricopeptide repeat-containing protein At1g11630, mitochondrial
Molecular function (GO): protein binding
Source: RefSeq, a predicted model, not a curated record